UGUAUAGAAAACUAUUUCGCACGUAUAUAAAACAGGUCCACGGCUCCGAACUGUAAAGGCGUAAAACCAUAAAUGGACCUCUGGCUAAUACGUCGGCUCUGUGUCGGGCUCGUAGCCAAAAACUAGCUUUACUUUGUUUUCUGGGUCAGCUUUGCUAGCGAGAGACAGAGAGGCGUUGGAAGGCUGCUCCAACGGAACUUAUUUUAACAGCUGUUCCUCAAAAAACACACCACUGACUCAUGAAUCCAGACCUCCAAUGACCUGGGGAAGCCAAACAACCUCUGGCUACGCAGAUGGGACAACACAGAAGAGCUAACUCGUCAGGCUAGGACCUGCAGUCUCUUUCAAGGAUAAGGAAGUACACAUCCUGGAGAAAGAGGAACACUGGUCUGAGCGAGGAGUCAAGGAGGACGUUUAUGUGAAAAGGGAAGGACCAUUAAUUAAUAGACUUUAAUCAAUGGUCAAUGAUCAGUGGUUGUUGACCAAUGGUCAUGACAAUUUGCAUAUUAAUGAUGAAAAAAAUUGACCUCACAGCUCACUGUUUGUCAGUGGUGCUAGUAAAACUUAAAAUUAGGAAUCUUUAGAAAAUCUUUAGGAAUAACAGCCUAUCUUUGGAAUGCUGACUUUAAGUAAACAAGCAGCACUCCACUAACAUCAGGGUUGACACAUACAACAUAUCUGCAAUGUGUGAAAAUACAUUUGGCUAAUGUUAGUGCUUUAUCUCUUUCACAGGUAAUCUGGAGCAAAGAAAUGAAUAUUAUUACUCAGGUCAAACUGACAACAGGCCCAACUGUCUCUCAGCCAACAGAAACACAUCCUAUAAUCCAAUCCAUAACUAACAAUGACCUGAAGAAGGUCAAGAAAUUGCUGAAGGACAAUAAUGUUAACGGAGUUUACCCCUGUAGAGAGUGGGGUGAUAAUAUAACCCCACUGAUUGCUGCUGUUGCAAAUCACAAUAAAGAAAUAUGUUCUUACCUUUUGCGUCAGGGUGCAGACCCAAAUAUGCCUUCUCAACAUCUCUGGACACCUUUGCAUUAUGUCUCAUAUUCCAAAGCACCUCUUUAUUUUGCGGAUCUAUUGCUUGAGGCAAAAGCUAAUCCAGAUGGAUGGAGUCCUACUCCAAUGCAACAGUUACUCACACCACUGCAAGUUGCAGCCAUUGAAGACAGGGAGGAUAUAAUGAAAAGGCUCAUCUCUGCUGGUGCAGUGGUGACACUGCCGCCCAUGAAUGAUCUUCAAUCGGUUACUAACAGUAAAAAAAUAUCUCAGAUGAUUAAUCACUUUGCAUCAAAUGGAGAUAGAGUGUGUUCCCAAAUCAGACAUUUUUUAGAUCUGGAAAUUGCUGUUUUUGAAAAAACACCUGAAGAUGUGUUCAGAAAUUUUAACAGUCACAUGUUGUCAGAGGAUCCUAGGUCUCAUUUGACCAUGAUUGAAAUCCUCUUUACUGUUACUGGGAUAGGGAAAGAUAAAUACUGCCAGGCUUGCAUUAAAUGGCUAAAGGAAACUGGAAAUGUGAAUACUUAUAUUGCAGGUGCAGCCAGUCGCUUUUCAAAUAUCCCUAAGACACAUGUAAAGCUGGCAGUUGAAAGUUUGAGUGCAGUUUUCUGCACAAUGGAUGAAAUAUCAAAUGAGCAUGCAGUAGCUAUAAUUCCACAACUACUGAAACUGCUUUCCUUAAAAGAGAGACCUGACAUCUGUGAAUCAGUGCUACAAACACUGUAUGUGAUAACACAGAAAACAAAAGGCACAAAGGACUGGCACGCCAACUUUUUACAGAACUUAUGCAGAACAGUUGCCCCUUUUGUAAAUGAGCAACACUCAACUAACAUCAGGGUCCACACAUAUGGUAUACUUGGAAACCUGCUGUCAGUUGAACAGGCAGCUAAUAUUUUUACAUCAGUGGGCAUAACCUCCUUACCCGAGGACAUACUGACAGCAGCUGACAUGAAAAUGAAUGAAAAGCUGAAAGAAGUGCUGAGAAGUCUGAAAACUUAUCUGAGCAAACCAAACUCAGAAUGUGAGGGAAAUGCAGCAUCGUCUGUGCCCAAGAAGAAGAAGAAAAAGAAGAAGAAAAAGAAGGAAAAGACAGAAAAGCAAGAAAACCCAAAUGAUGAAGUUUCGACAGCAGCAACUGAUCCAAUAACUAAAGUUUCUGUUGUAGAAUCGACUUCAGAUGUAAAGCCUUUUGACUACAACACCAAUGAAAAAUCAGAAAAACUAAAAUGGCUUCCAGUCAGCGAGAGGUGGAAGAACAAACUGGAGAUGCUUGCUGGCUCAGAUGACAGUAAAAUAUCCAGAAUCAGAAGCAUUAUUUAUGUGAAUGAUGCAGAAUUAAGAAUAGCAAAGGGAAGCGAUGGUACUGAAGUCUUCUUGGGGCUGAGAGAGGACGGCACAGAAGUUGCCAUUAAGAGAAUGUCUAAGAGCAACUAUGAAGAGCUGAAGAACGAAGAAGUAAUUCUACGACUUCCUGAACUCGAUCAUUCUUAUAUCGUACGAUAUGUUGAUGCUGCAGAGGACGAGAACUUUGGAUAUCUUUGUCUGCAACUUUGUGAAUACACCUUGGAAGAAUAUAUCAGGAAUAAUGACCAUGACCCAGUGAUGUUAAAGAAACUUGUCAAACAAGUUCUUGAAAGUCUAAAGGUGCUUCACUGUCAAAAUCCUAAAAUUCUCCACCGAGAUCUCAAACCCCAGAACGUUUUGAUUGAUGUUACUGGGAGGGCAAGAUUAGCUGAUUUUGGCAUAAGCAGACGCUUACUCAAAGGCCAAACAACUUUACGUACACGCAGUGCAGGAACCAAAUGCUGGAUGGCCCGAGAGACUUUAGCAGAAGAAUCUCUGAUAUCAUACAAGUCAAGCUCUGACAUCCAGGUUGCAGGCAUGCUGAUCUAUUAUAUCCUCUCUGGAGGCCACCAUCCAUUUGGCAAAUCCUUUGAAUGUGAGUUCAACAUUCACAAAGGGAACUACAGUUUGGAUCAUGUUGAAGAUGUGGUGGCAAAGGAUCUGAUCGAGGGGAUGAUCAACAAAGAGCCAAAGGACAGACCCAAAGUAGAAGAUUGCUUAAAUCAUCCCUUCUUCUGGACUUCGAAAGAGAAAACUGAAUACUUGAGAAAGAUCGGUAACAGGGACGAGGUUGCAAACUAUCGAAAGGCUGAACAGGAGCUGAUUGAUUCUCUAGAAAAAUGUGCCGUGGACGGAUCCUUUAAGCAGUGGAAAAAUAAGUUUCCACAAGAUGUGGUUCAGAAGUUGGAAGGUAAAAAGCCCUACACUGAAAACACGCUGGGAUUACUGCGCUUUAUACGCAAUCUCCAUGAGCAUUAUGCCAAGGAAGCAGCCCAAAUUGAUGUUCUGGCAUUGUUUCCUGACCUCUUUGGGAGUAUUUACACAUUUGCAAGGAACCAAGGCUGGAAUUCAGAGACACCAUUGAAGGAAAUGUUUCAUAGAGAAGACAGAGACGACAUUAGCACAGUUUUGAUGAUGCCAUCUAAAAGCACAGAGGAGUCCCUGGGUGUCCCUGUUCAAGAGUCUCAACCCAGUGAAGUGAAAGUUGUCAGCAGCCAUAAAAAAUAAAAUAAUAACUGCUAGCAGCAGAGAUGUCAUGCAGGUGUGCCUCCUGCUGCUCUGUUAUUUCCCAAGGGACCAGCAGACACUGAUCUGCUGUGGUGAUCCACAUGUUUGCACAUAGUUGCUGAGACUGAACCAGCUAAAUGGAUUUUAGACAUGAUGUAUAAUUUAUACUUUCUUGUGUGAAAUAAGUGCCUGAUGUUUUGAAAAAGUACUUAUUGAUUUUUAAAAGUAUGGCAGAAGUAGAUUAGAAUUACAAUUGUUUGAGUUACUUUACUUUAUAAUUUUUUUUUGUGAGGUUGUGUACUGUAUUUACACACAAUUAUGCUGCUUUUGUUUUUCUGUUCUCUUUUAGGUUGUAGUUUCUAAUUCAUUCAUAAAUUUAUUAAGAAACACAAGAAACAAUGUGGUGUACUUAAAGAGCUGAACUUCACAACUUGGUAAGAUCGGUAGCAAACAGAGGUCGAGUUUUUACUGUUAAUACAAUUUAUUUUUACAAUUCUUUUCUGCAGUAGUACAACAUUAUAUUUUUAUUCAGUUAAAGAAGUUUAAUCAUACAUUAUGUGUGUGCGUGUAGGGGGGAAUUAAGGAAAAGAUAUAGAGACAUUUUUUGACUUCUUCCAGAAACACAAUGGUAAAAAAAAUUAUCAAUGUUUAUUAUUUAUGUAAACAGAAUAAACUUGUUGGACAUGCAUUUUGUUACAUUGGGCCUAUGACAGAUCUAAACUGUACAAACAUGUAUGUUACAUCAAAUUCUGUUCAAAUCUUUGUACUUAACCCUCUCAGGCUCAAAUUAAGUUUUAGUUACAGGAAAAAUCUGAUAUUUGGGGAAAAUCAGGUUGUUAGUUUUUAACUGUUGCAAAUCGGCAACGCCUGCCUCGAGAGGGUUAAUAUUAAGAGCUACAAAGGAUUUAGCAAAUGUUGAGGUUUUGAGUUUCACACCAUGCACAGUUUAUUUUCCAAUGAAUGCUAUUGUAAAUUUGCAAAUUUUAUAAAUUACACAUAUUUAAGAAACAUGUUUUCUUAUUGUUUCUCAUUAUGUUUUCUAAAAAUGAAAUAAAGGUAAACUGUAGAUUUCUUCUUUUCUUAAAUAAAUCUGUAAA
This is a messenger RNA of Oreochromis aureus, 4664 nucleotides long. RefSeq lists its product as uncharacterized. The transcript has 6 exons. NCBI's taxonomy places the organism in Eukaryota, Metazoa, Chordata, Actinopteri, Cichliformes, Cichlidae. The record is from RefSeq and is a predicted model, not a curated record. Bases 751 to 3567 code for a protein of 938 amino acids. Gene Ontology annotation, cellular component: IRE1-TRAF2-ASK1 complex. Gene Ontology annotation, molecular function: ATP binding; protein serine/threonine kinase activity; RNA endonuclease activity. Gene Ontology annotation, biological process: mRNA processing; intrinsic apoptotic signaling pathway in response to endoplasmic reticulum stress; IRE1-mediated unfolded protein response.